This is a messenger RNA of Brachypodium distachyon (stiff brome), 4634 nucleotides long. RefSeq lists its product as uncharacterized. Bases 2087 to 3622 code for a protein of 511 amino acids. The transcript has 4 exons. The record is from RefSeq and is a predicted model, not a curated record. Lineage: Eukaryota; Viridiplantae; Streptophyta; Magnoliopsida; Poales; Poaceae.
CACCUCGCCACCCAGCCGCUGCAACCGGGGCUGCCGUAGUCAAACGUCGCCUCACAGGCCACUGUGCGCUGCUCGUCCAGCAGCAUCCGUUGCUCGCCGGUGCCAAUAACCUCCCCGCCCAGCCGCCGCCCGUCGCAACGGGCUGCCCUAGUCAGAUGCCAGACCUCGCCUCACCGUGCGCAGCUCAGAGACCAGUAACCUAGGUACUCACAGAAGCUUUACAUGGGAGCGGUGGAGAGAAGAAGAACCGGAGAAGAUGAAGAACCUUGAACUGGACACAGCGCCUGUCGUGGUGGGGAUUUGGCUGUGGAAGAGUAAGGAAGAUGGUGCAGCAGCCACACGGGAGAGUUAACGCUUGUUAGGUUUGUGGGCUAACGACAUGGGCUUGACCCUUGAUUAGUGGAUCUAUCGGUUCCCUUGAUUGCAGCCUUUCAUUUGCUUUAAUAAUUGUGCAAAAAAAUAUUCCCCGGAAAGCACAGAAUCACUUCCGUUUUCCAACGAAAGAAGUUUCCCAUGAAAUUAAAUUCAACAAAUAGUUCAUCAGCAAGUUAGGCCACUCCCAAUGCGUCUCUUAGCACGUCAUCUUACACAUUGUUGACAUGACACCAUCUUAAUGAGGAGACUGUCUCUUAUACUAGCGACCGUCUAUUCACACAAAUCAACACAAAAUCAUUAAAUCUCUCUCUCAAAGUUAUUAAAUUUCUACUAUUUUAGAUACUACCUUAAGAGACAAUGUAUUGGGGAUAUGAUUUCUUAACAUUUAUUGUGGACUAUGAGAUGGCACCUAAGAGACGAUGCAUUGGGAGUGCUCUUAGAGAACAUACCAAAGGACCAUUUUUUUGACGAAACAACAAUUGAUAGGUUAUUUAUUGCUAAGAUGUGUUUGAUGAAGCCUACGCAAGAAGACUCGGAUGGGCGCCCGGAAUAUCAAGGAUCGAUCAGGAUUAACUCGAGUUUUUCUAGUGUUUGUUUUCCUGUUGUCUGAGAUAUGCAUGGAUGUAAUGUCGUUUGGCCGACCGUUGUGUUUCUUUUGUUCUGCUCUCUUGCCACUCCCUCCUAUCCAUAUGAUCGGAGGGAGUAGCUGUCUGUACUACUGAAUUUGAGUCGGUUUCUUUAUUGAAAAUCUUGAAGAGGCUUAUUGUUUCAAAAUUAUUUUUUUGCUGAAAGUUGUUUCUUUUUCUUCUUCGGUGCGGUUUUUUAUUUUUGUAAAGCGAUGCUUACUUGUCGUCUUUCUGGGUUUCUUAGGCUAGCGUUAACAAAUAAAAUAGAGAAAUGCUACCAGUGGCCGAAGUCGACACAAAUAAAAAAAAUCUACACCUAAUAAUAAAGGAAGGAGCGUUUCGCGAGGAAAACCGCUGCUCCGUUAAAAAAGACGGAUGGUCCCACGGUAAAUGAUACGUGGCUCGGCAACAAUGGCACACUCGAUGCCGGUGCGCGGGGUGGUGGAAGGGCUGCGCGGGUACCUGGAGGAGGUGAGCCACAUCAUGCGGCUCAGCCGACGGCUGCAGCUUUGCUCCGCAAGAUCCUCCCCCCAAGCUCUCCACCCACUUUGCCCCGGUCGAAGGCGGCCACUCCAAGGUGACGGCGAUGAUCUCCGUCGAGAUCCUCCCCCAAGCUCGACGUCCCCCGGUGACCCGGUCGAUCUCCUCGCUCCCCACCGCCUCAGGCCCUCUCCUAGAACACCAACCAGACGAUCCCUUGAAUAAUGAGGGGAAUCACAGCAAACAUACCAACGCCAGGAUGGGAUUCGAAGGAGCCGACUUGGGAACCAGGGACAGGUGUGAUUACUAAUUGACUGCAGCCAUGGCCGGUCAACUUGAUGCAUGCUUGUGGCUGGACAACACGUAUGACGUAUGCAUGCAAGCAACUGAAUGAACAUCUUGCAGAUCCAGCAGGCGCCGUCGGCCUUCGUACCUCCUUGUACUCCAGUGGGUACCAAACGAUGGCUGCCGUGGCCUGGCCGCGAAAGCCAUGUAUAUAUAUCUGUUGGUUGGCGUAUGUGAGACGCACUGGAAAGCCGGUCGUGGUGAUCGACCGAGGCAUAGGUUUUGAUGCAUCGAUCGAGAUUAAAGGCGACUUUGUCUGAAUGGAUCCCGCGGAGGUGUUGAAUGUGCGAUUUCAUUUUGGUGGAGAGUUCGUCCGCAUAGGACCACGACUGGAUUAUGUGGGUGGGGAUGAAGCAUUGUCCGUGAUUGAGCGCGACAAAGUGUCAUUUCCAGAGUUGAAAGGGCACCUUGCUGAUCAUCUAACACUGAACGAGAACAAGAAAAUACAUUGGCUUCUUCCUGGAAAAGAACUGAAUGAUGGUUUGAUGUUCUUGUAUGAUGACACUGGUUGCUUAAGAAUGUCUCAGAACAUAACAGACGGAGGAGUUGCUGAUAUCUUUGUGGAGUUUAAUACAAAUGAGCCAGACUCCAGCACAGAUAGUGGUAGCAAUUAUAAAGAGGGGGAUGAGGAAAGCAGUGAGUUCCAUAGCGGUGAAGAAAUUGACGAUUUCCCAGAGCCUAAUUCUGUCCUUACUGCAGAUUCAAAUGGAGCUGUGGUGGUUAUUGAUCUAACAGAAGCCAAUGAUAAGGUGUUAGUGCCAAAUGAUGAUGGGGUGAUUACACAGGUUUUCAGAAGCCCAACAAAGAAGAGUCAACAUGCGGCAGAGAAAGAGAGAGGAGUAAGAGGACAUGCAUUGGAUGUAAGUAGUUCACAACUGGGAAUAUCUGUGAUCACUAGAUCUAGUCAGGUUCAGGAUUCAGAUGCGGUGCCACCAGUCCAGAAUGUUGCAGCAGCUCCUACUGUAGUACAAGAAGAAUUGGCAGCAGAUGUAGAGAACAGUGAUAGUAGCAGUGAGGAUAGUGAGUACCAACCACUUAGUGAUGACAGUGAUGAACAUUCAAAAAUAGUGGAGCUAAGAAAGCAUGCAAGGAUGUACAAGAAGAGAAUUAGGUCAUCUCAGAGAUUUGUUGCAUCUGGGUCCAGUGCAGCAGUGCCAAUUGAUUUGGUUGCCAAUGUAGAAGAGGUGGUCAUGGAAGCUGAAUUUGAUUCAGAGGAAGAAGAUUAUUCUUAUGAUGAUGAUCCUGAUGGAGGAGAUGACCACUUUGUGAGAAGAAAGAGUAAGUACCCAAGAUAUAACAACAAAUCUGACGUGCCACACUUCAGUUUGUCAAUGGUUUUCAGCAGCAAACAACAGAUGAGAAAGGCAUUGCAGAAAUACGGUCUUGUCACCAAAAGGAGUAUAGUGUUCUUGAAAUCAGAAGAGAACAGAGUUAGGGCAAAAUGUGGUUGGCCUGGUUGUCCAUGGCUCAUCUAUGCAGCAAAGAGGAGUAGAUGUAGCAGGUUUCAAGUCAUUACCUACAUGGAUGAGCACCAUUGUGCACAGAACAGGGAUAAUAAGUUAGUGACUGCGAAGGUCAUUGCAAAGAGGUAUGAAAACUUCCUUAUGGCAAAUCUUACUUGGAAGAUUGAUAGCAUGAAGACAACAGUGUUGCAAGAGAUGUUUGCUGAUGUCACUUCUUCAAAAUGUAAAGCUGCAAAGAAAAUAGUAAUGGAGAAGAUGUUUGCAGGGAUGAAAGGGGAGUACACUAAAGUGUUUGAUUACCAGCUGGAACUACUUAGGAGCAACCCUCUGUGAGUCUUUCAACCAUGCAAUAGUAGAUUCAAGGUUUUAUCCAAUCAUAUCCAUGCUUGAGAAAAUCAGAUGCAAAAUGAUGAUUAGAAUUCAAGAGCAAAGGACCAAAUGUGAGAAGUGGCAUGGGAUAAUAUGCCCCAACAUUUUCAAGAAACUGAAAGUGAGUAUCAAGCUGAUUGCAUGGUGUGAUGUCCUAUGCAAUGGCAAAGAUGGGUUUGAGGUCAAACACACCAGUGGUAGAGGUAGAAGGUACACUGUUAAUUUGGAGAACAGAACAUGCUCUUGUGGAUAUUUUCAGUUGGCAGGUUUGCCUUGCUGUCAUGCCAUAGCAGCUAUAUACAAAUGUGGCAGAAAAGUAGAUGAGUACAUUGACAAAUGCUUCUACAUUGAAGAGUUCAAAAAGACAUAUGAGCAUUGCAUGGAACCGGUAGAAGGAGAGGACAAGUGGCCCAUUUCUCAAAAUCCAAGGCCAAAGGCACCAGGUUAUAUUAGGAUGCCUUGCAGGCCUAAAAAGAAUAACAGGAAGAGGGAAGAUCAUGAGAAACCAAAAGGAAGAAAAAUGACCAAAGUUGGCAUCCAAAUGAGGUGUGCAGUUUGUCAUAAGACAGGACACAACAAGGUUAGUUGCUUGAAGAAGAAAGAAAAGGAAAUAAUAGCAAUGCUUUCAUUUCCAAAGCUGGGAAAAAGAUUAAGGCAGCAGAGCAAGCACAAACAGACUUGACCACAUCUGCCAGCCAAUCAGCACAGGCUAGGGGAAAAAAGCCUAGCAGUACUGUAGCAGAAACAAGUGGCAGGAAGAGAAAGAAGCAAGAAGAUGGAAAUGUGUUCAAGGAAAGCAAGGAAAGGCAAAGAAAAAAUGAUGUGUGUGAAACUGGAAGAGAUGUCAAACUGUAAUGGUUCUUUUCGUCAUAUGUGACAUAUGUGUGCUGGGAUGUUUGUUGGUUUUUAUGCUAAACUAUAACCGGAAUGCUACUUUUGGUGAUAUGCGUGCUAGGACAGGUUGAAUUCUGUGAUA